Messenger RNA from Helobdella robusta, 2787 nucleotides. RefSeq lists its product as hypothetical. Gene Ontology annotation, biological process: cell-matrix adhesion. The record is from RefSeq and is a predicted model, not a curated record. Lineage: Eukaryota; Metazoa; Annelida; Clitellata; Rhynchobdellida; Glossiphoniidae. The transcript is spliced from 2 exons. Bases 1 to 2787 code for a protein of 928 amino acids.
AUGGCUGAGAAACAUUAUCCUCUUCUGGGAGCACGUUUCUGGCUGACUGUGACGAUUCUUUGCUGCUCGAUCGUCGUCGUUGAGUCAGCGAAUUUCUACCCUUUUGGGCAUGAGAACGGAGACAACGCUCUGGUCAAGCAAGACGACGCAUUCACCACAAUCGACAUCGACUUCGAUUUCCACUUUUUCGGUUUGCCAUAUUCGAAAAUCCACAUAAGUACGAACGGAAUAUUAUACUUCGGCGAAGGAAGCAACGCAUUUACCCCAACGCCAUUCCCAGUUAACAAUACUCGGUCAGUGGCUGCUUACUGGGUCGACAGUGACCCGAGGUUUGGUGGUGAUAUUUUCUACAGGGAAGAUUUCAGACCUGCGAUAUUGGGCAACCUAACUGAUUAUAUAAGAAGCAAAUUUGUACAGUACAACUCCUUCACGAGUUCAUGGUCUCUAAUUGUCACGUUCAAUCAGGUGCCCAGGUACAACUGCCAGAACAACCAAUCGUGUCAAAAUGUUGUCAACCAUCAGACUAUUCUAACAAGCGAUGGCAUACACUCUUUCGUCAUUUUCCUCUACGAUAAGUUACAAUACUCUAUGGCUCAAAUUGGAUUCAACGCUGGCGAUAUGAAGAGAUACUUUUUAGUGCCCUUCUCUAACACUGAUAAGAUAUCAGAGUAUGCGUUACAGAACAGCAAUGUUGGCAGUCCUGGAGAGUGGAUGUUCUCAAUUGGCGACGAGAUUGCUUCAGCUUGUAAUUCAAUGGGCUUUUUGCAAGUAUAUCCAAAAAAAGUUUUCUAUUUCGGACCGCAAGUUUUGUACAUAAGUGGGCCGUGUUUAGACAAAAAUUUAACUCAUAUAAGAAUUAAAAUGUUCAAGUUUUGUCCCGUGAUUGAAAAUAAAAUAAAAUGUACAACUUCGUACUCCGAUAACACAACCAGGGUUCCCAUAGUGUUCUCAGUGAACAACACUGAGUACAAAAGUUUUUACAUUCCUUUCGACUCGGAAGAUCCUCUCGUUAAAAACAGUUCCUUUUUUAAUAUUUUCACAUCAGAACAAAAAUUUGUUGAUAUAAUGUGGAAUCAGUUGGCAUUCGAAUCUGAUACGGUUGAAAUUAGAGGAACCCAACAAGAUAUAUCAUACGAUGGAAGCGGUAAAAUUGCGAAAACUGAAGAAAAACUGUUUACAAUAAAUGUCAGUAACACCGGAAAAUACAGGUUUGACUUUUUAGAUCCGCAACAAAGUUUGAAAGCUACGAGAAUUUUUUUAAACAUCGGCUAUUUCGUAUUUGAAAUAUUUCGUCACGGCAUCGGAACUACAUGCACUAGCUGGUAUAACGGAGAACCAAAGACAGAUAGUAUAAAUCAAAUAGCUGACGAAGAAGCAAGACGCAAUCCAUGCCAGCCCCUCGCUCCAACCACAUUUCCGGAACAACUUCCUGGGGGUUUUAAAAAAGAUUCCUCUUGCAAUCCAUCCAAUCCUGAAGCAUGCAACAUUUUUCACCCAGGCGCCAAGAUUUGUUACAGAAGCACUAACAAUCCAAAAGGUUCCGCUGUGCAGUGUUGUUAUAAUAGUGAUGGUAGGUUGGUGAUCGGACCGCCAGGUGGUGGGUCGUUAUCUUUGAUUGAUUCUGAUAGCUCCAAGCUUGGUUAUUUUUGGAACCAAAUUAGACCUUAUCUUUUGUGCUGCAAAAUGUCAGAUGACUGUGAUAAGUUUUACACGAAAAGGCCUUCGAUUGAUUCCAGGUAUUACAUUCCUCCCCGACCAGCCAGAGCAAAUGGUGAUCCCCAUUUUGUUACCAUGGACGGAACUCCGUACGAAUUCAAUCCUGUCGGAGAAUUUAUAUACUUGCAGACACCAAACACGAUGGUGCAAGCUAGAAUGAAGCAAUUCAUGGUAGGCGACAGUCCCAGACCGGCCAGCUACUUUUCAGCGUUUGCUAUCAAAGUCUUUGACGAUGUUAUAUUUCAGAUAGAACUGGCUUCGAGGAAGAGAUUGCAGUUGAGAAUUGAAAACCAAAUAUGGACGGAUGAGGUGAUAAAUUUGGGCUCAGCAAAUGUAGACAUGAGAAACGAAUCAGAUUACAAUGUUGUGACAACCACAGGCUUAAGUUUUCACUUUCUAGGCAUAAACAAUAUGAUCCACGUAAUAUCCUCUCUACAGCCUCACUUGAAAGGAAAUGUUUACGGACUGAUAGGUAACUGGGAUGACAACCAGGCCAAUGAUUUGAUGUUUCCAAAUAAAACAUGGAUUCCUGUAACGUCUUCCAUUGAAGAAAUUCACAAAACAUUCGGCAGAUCGUGGUCUACCACUGAAGAAACAUCGAUAUUUUCCUACCCCGAAGGAUUGAGUUGGAGAGAUUUUCAAAAUCCCGAUUUCAGUCCAUUUUUCGGACCUUUGCCAGUUGAACCUAGAUGCGGAAACAAUACGGAAUGCAUAUUUGACACAAUCGUCACAGGAGACAUCGGCGUCGGUUUAACAAAUGUAGCUGUUCAGGACAUGACAAAAAAUAUUAUCGAAGAAAACGAGAAGAUGAUUAAAACAUGUGACACAUUAUUAACUAUUCCGAACGGCAACAUCACCAUUUCAAAAUUGAACGCCCACGAUUUGACGCGCGUUAACUAUUCCGUCUCCUGUAACGAACACUUCAAACUGAGAGGCAAUGCUUUUGCGAGAUGUGUCGACGGAAACCUGCUAGAACCAUAUGGGACAUGCUCCUUCGCUGCUUGCAUCCUUUACCAAUUUAGAAACAUUUUAAUCUUGAUGCUCGCAGAACUGAUUCUUAAUUAUUUUUAA